CCUCGAUCCCGCCCCAACUCCGCCCCCAGCCCACCGACCGACCGACCGUCCAAACAGUCGCCGCCCCGACACGACGACAAAUCACACGCCGCCCCCCGCAAAACCCCGACGCAGCAUCGCGACGGCUCCUGCGAACGAGCGACGUAUCCCCUUCAUCCAACAGAAAAAGGCCGCCCCUGACGCCUUGCCCUUCGAGAAAACUAGGCUGCCGCGGGCACCGUGUUCGUUCUUGACACGUUGUUGCCAGGGCUUGGGCUUCCGGCCCUUCUUCAUACUACAUACCCGUUGCCGCCGGUGUCACCCUUCUUCUCCUUGCCCCUCGUCUACGCCACCUUCUGUCAAGGACGGUAUCUCUCUCACAGCCCCCCCCCCACCGGUCAAGAUGAUUCGGUCGACGCAAAUAUCCCGGCUGGAUGGGCUCAUGCUCUGCGCCUCGGUCGACGACGAGCAGUCCGACGGCGCCGCCCUCAAGGAGGUCAAGCAGCAGACCAAGCAAGUCCUGCGCAAGCUCACGCGCAACUCGGAGCCCCAGGCCUCCAUCGAGACGGGCAGCCACGCGAUCCACUACCUCGUCGACACCGACGUCGUCUUCCUCGCCAUCUGCGAGCGCUCGUACCCGCGCAAGCUCGCCUUCACCUACCUCGCCGACCUCGCGCGCGAGUUCCUCACCACCCACCCCGCGCAGCAGGUGCACAGCCCCCAGCUCCGGCCCUACGCCUUCAUGGAGUUCGACGGCUUCAUCGCCAAGACGCGCACCACGUACGCCGACGCCCGCGCCGCUCAGAACCUCGACAAGCUCAACGACGAGCUCCGCGACGUCACAAAGGUCAUGACCAAGAACAUCGAGGACCUGCUCUACCGCGGCGACUCCCUCGAGAAGAUGGGCGAGAUGAGCAGCCGCCUCCGCGACGACAGCAAAAAGUACCGCAGGGCCGCCGUGCGCAUCAACUGGGAGCUGCUGCUCAAGCAGUACGGGCCCUUUGCCGGCCUCGGCCUCUUCGUCCUGCUCUUCAUCUACAUGCGCUUCUUUUAGGCUGGAGGCCAGCCCCAAGGGCUUGGACGGGGUGGACAAAAGGAUAAAG
Purpureocillium takamizusanense is the source of this 1082-nucleotide messenger RNA. It is a transcript of the gene SEC22, whose product is annotated as SNAP receptor. Bases 383 to 1033 code for a protein of 216 amino acids. The transcript has 2 exons. Gene Ontology annotation, biological process: endoplasmic reticulum to Golgi vesicle-mediated transport; vesicle fusion with Golgi apparatus; retrograde vesicle-mediated transport, Golgi to endoplasmic reticulum. Lineage: Eukaryota; Fungi; Ascomycota; Sordariomycetes; Hypocreales; Ophiocordycipitaceae. Gene Ontology annotation, molecular function: SNAP receptor activity. The record is from RefSeq and is a predicted model, not a curated record. Gene Ontology annotation, cellular component: ER to Golgi transport vesicle membrane; SNARE complex; endoplasmic reticulum-Golgi intermediate compartment.